Salvia miltiorrhiza (redroot sage) is the source of this 3264-nucleotide messenger RNA. Its product is annotated as putative late blight resistance protein homolog R1B-16. Bases 1 to 3264 code for a protein of 1087 amino acids. Gene Ontology annotation, molecular function: zinc ion binding; ADP binding; nucleic acid binding. The transcript is spliced from 5 exons. The record is from RefSeq and is a predicted model, not a curated record. Gene Ontology annotation, biological process: defense response to other organism. NCBI's taxonomy places the organism in Eukaryota, Viridiplantae, Streptophyta, Magnoliopsida, Lamiales, Lamiaceae.
AUGUCUUCUUUGGCAAAUUAUGGUUUAGCUCCUUUUAAUGGUAAAACGGACUUCGGUUUUUGGCAGCAGAAAAUGGAAUGUAUUUUAAUUCAACAAAAUGUUUAUCAAGUAAUUGAUGAUUCGUAUGAUGAAGAUGUUGAUGAGAAAAAGAAAACUCAAUUGAAUCGUCUUGCCUUGUCUGCUAUUGUUCUCAACUUGUCUGAGUGUGUUCUUAGAAAAGUAGGGAGAAUGACUUCUGCUAAAGAACUAUGGUCUAAGUUAGAGGAGUUGUACACUGGAACCUCGUUGCCGUCUAAGAUAUUUUUGAUUGAAAGGUUUUUCCGUUUCAAACUUGAUUUGAAUAAGAAAAUUGAUGAAAAUGUUGAUGAAUUCACUAAGUUAGUUCAAGAUAUAAAACUGACGGGUGAUAAACAUAUUGAUGAGUAUGCUCCGUAUGCUCUUUUAAAUGCUAUUCCUGACUCUUACAGUGAUGUUAAAUCUGCUAUUAAGUAUGGUAGAGAUAAUGUGACUCUUGACACUGUUGUGAGUGCUUUAAAGAAUAAGGAAUUAGAUUUAAAUUCUAAUAUUUGUGUUCAAGAACCGGACAAAGUCAUGCAUGUUAGGGGUGAAAAGAGAUUUAAUGAUAAGUCUAAUCAUAGAUAUAAGCCUAGGAAGUGCUAUAACUGUGGUGAAACUGGUCACUAUAUUAAGGAUUGUCCUCACCCUAAGAAAAAACAAGAUGUAGAGCAUGCUAAUGCUUUGUGGCUUUGUGAGUUUUUCUUUGUGAUGACCGUUUGUGUCGCAUGUUAUCUUUGUGAUCAUGUGUACUUUGUGAUCUGUGCUAGCUCUUUGUGGCACUUUGAAUUGACUUGGGGGCUCGGCGAUGAUGAUUAUGGUUGUCGAGGCUGCUGCUACCUCGUUGCUGCGCCGCUGUUGCUGCUGCGUUGUUGCCGGAGGACAGCUGCCGCUGCUGCUGCCCCUGCCGCCGCCGUCCCUGCUGCUGUUCCGCCGCUGUGUUGCCGCUGCUUUGCUGCCCCGGAGAAGGAAGCCUUCAACAACGACGACGAGGGUCGAUACUCAACAGUUGGGAUGGGAGGCAUCGGGAAGACCACUCUUGCUAGGUAUGCUUACCACGACCCUUUGAGUGUUCAUCGCUUUGAUCUAUGCGUUUGGUUAACAAUAUCUCAAAGGUUUCAAUUAAAGGAAAUUCUUGUUAGUGCCCUGUGUUCACUCAAUAAUGUGGAUGAGGAAGCAUAUGAGUAUAAACACGAGGAGUUAUUGAAAGAAACUUUAUACAAAUGCUUGAAAGGGAGGAGAUAUCUCGUUGUGAUGGAUGAUAUGUGGGAUAUGAACGUGUGGGAUGAUCUACGGUUGAUCUUUCCCGAUGAUCGUAAUGGGAGUCGGAUUAUAGUAACUACGAGGGAGUUAAGCGUAGCUUAUCACAUCGACUCUCUACAUCCUCACCAUAUGCAGUUGAUGGCUGUGGAUCAAAGCUGGAGGUUGCUUAAGGAGAGGGUGUUUGGAAAUGGAGAUUGCCCUCUCGAAUUUGAGGAAAUUGGACAAGUUAUUGCACAGAACUGUCGAGGGCUUCCACUUGCAGUUGUUGUAAUAGCUGGAGUUCUCUCUUGUGAGGCCAAUUGGGAAGAGAUUGCUAGAAAUGUAUCUAAAGUUGUUCACACAAAUGAUGAAAAAUUUGUUGAGAUAUUAUCAUUGAGUUAUGAGUACUUGCCUGGUUGUUUAAGGCCUUGCUUUCUGUACAUGGGGUGUUUCCCAGAAGAUUAUGAGAUCAACGUGUCGAAACUGAUCAGGUUAUGGGUGGCGGAGGGGUUUCUGGCAUCAAAUGAAGCAAGAGAUAUGGAGGAGUUGGGAUAUGAGUAUUUGGAAGAGUUGGUAGCAAAAAGUCUUGUUUUGAUCAGUAAGAAAGGAUCUGAUGGCAAGAUCAGGACAGUGAAGAUUCAUGAUCUCUUGAGAGGCCUCUGUUUAAGGAAAUGUCGAGAUGAGAAUUUUGUGUGCACCGUUGAUGAGUUCUCCGGCAGCUUUCCUCGAGGUGUUGAGCAUUCAAACCGCCUAAGUGUGUUUUGUAAUGUCUCCGGUAGCAUAGAGAUGGUUUCAGCUACGCAUACCCUCCUUCUUUUCAAGCAUUGGGCGUUGGAUUCUUGGAAAGAAUUUAGGCUUCUUAAGGUGUUGGAUGGAUUAACUGUAAUACUUGAAUCAUCCAGCUCUGGUGUGUGUAUCAGUGAGCUAAUCCAUUUGAGAUACCUUGGUUUGAGAUGUGAAUCUAUUAGAAAGGUGCUGAGGCUUGUAUCGGAUUCCUUGUACCAGCUUCGCGAUCUUCAGACCUUAGUUGUGAGGAUUCUGAGUGGAACUGAGUUGCAAUCCUUUAGUUUAAAUGAUGAAGUUGUGAGGUUCUAUAGUUUAAAUGAUGAAUACUUAAAUUCGAGGUGUAUGAGAUUCGAAAUUUGGAGAAUGCCGCAGUUGAGGCACGUUGUACUGUUGGAUUGUUUCUUGCCCGACCCGUCUGCAGAGAGCUUGCCAUGUAUGGAAAACCUGCACACGCUCUCGCGUGUACAAGAUUUCAAGUGCUCGGAGAGGAUGAUGGAAAUGAUGCCGAACUUGAAGAAGUUGGGAAUCGCUUACUCGUAUGAAGGCACCUACGAGAUGGGAUGGUCAGGAUAUGAACUGCACAAUCUUGUUCAUCUUCAUAAGCUUGAGAAGCUGAGUUUGUAUGCAGAGCCGUAUCCAAAUUUGAAGGAUGAUCUGUCUCAUAACAUUGCUUUCCCAGUAACACUGAGGAAGCUGAGCUUGAGUGGCUGCAGACUUCCAUGGGAGGAUAUGAGGAUGAUCGGAGCGCUGCCUAAUCUUCGAGUGCUCAAACUGAGACGACGAGCCUGCUUUGGAACGCAAUGGGAAACGACGGAAGGGGAAUUCUGUCAACUGAAAGUGCUACUAAUUGACAGCACUGAUCUGCUUGAAUGGGUUACGGAGAGCUCUCAUUUUCCCAGGCUCGAGCGGUUAACUCUGUACGAAUGCAAUAAUCUGAGGGAGAUUCCAUGUGGUUUUGGAGAUAUACCGACGCUUGAGCUGAUUGAAGUUGAUAGCAGGAACACGACGAUGGUGGAAUCUGCAAAAUGUAUUGAAGAAGAACAACAGAGCUAUGGCAAUGAACAAUUGCAGGUUCGUUUCCUUAAGUCACGUAGCUGGUCAGAUUUCAAUGAUAGUAGCGUGAAAGAGGUGGUUUUGGGUACAACUGGACGUACCGUACAACGGUGUUGCACCAUCACUUAA